Molecule: messenger RNA, 3300 nt
Organism: Thyridium curvatum
Lineage: Eukaryota; Fungi; Ascomycota; Sordariomycetes; Thyridiales; Thyridiaceae
Exons: 3
Coding region: 1-3300 (1099 amino acids)
Biological process (GO): mitotic spindle assembly; astral microtubule depolymerization
Cellular component (GO): mitotic spindle midzone; spindle microtubule; microtubule organizing center
Molecular function (GO): microtubule binding
Source: RefSeq, a predicted model, not a curated record
AUGGCGGAAAAACUUACCGAAAAGCAGGUCGCGGACCUGCAGACCAUUCUGCGAACCGAUGCCUCUGUCGACGCCAAGGUAGCGCAGGUCACAGCCGUCAAGUCUUCGAUCAAACAACACAAUGUGCCCGACACAUGCGUCGCGCCGCUCUUCGAUGCGCUGCGGACCGCCUCGAUGGCUCAGCAUGCGGUCCUCGUCAACGCCGGGUUCACCGCGCUCAACCACCUGCUGACGCGCCUGUCGCGACAGGAGCCCAAGUUCCUGACCAAGGAAGCCGCGCGCACCUUGCCGUUGAUUGUGGACAAGAUGGGCGAUCAGAAGGAGAAGUUUAGGACGCUCGCGCAACAGUCGCUCAACACCCUGUACCAGGCCGCGCCCAUGGACGUCGAGCGAUCGGUGCGCAACACGGCCAUGGUGGGUAAGAACCCUAGAGCAAAGGAGGUCGGUCUGCAAUGGCUGCUGCAGAUGCAUCAAGAGAAUGGCUUGCAGUUCCGGACUUACGUACCCGUGCUCAUGGACUUGCUCGAGGAUGCCGACGGUAUGGUGCGCGACACAGCCAAGACAACCGUCAUCGAGUUGUUCAGAAACGCGCCGAAUGCUGCCAAGUCCGAUCUGAAGAAGCAGCUGAAGAACUUCAAAGUACGACCUGCGAUUGAGCAAGCUAUCGUCAAGGAGCUGGCCCCGACCGCUGCUGGUGUGUCAUCGGCGGCGGCAGACCCCGUCCCUCGACCGGAAUCCGCGCGCUCUGUUACAAGACCUCAGCUAGGCGCCAGCCUGUCGUCCAUGUCUGAGCGUCCGAUCACGCCAAUGCCCGAGAGCCAACCGGAGGCGGUUGACCCCUCAUACGUCAACACCCAGCGAGAGCUGGAUGAAAUUUUCAAGGACAUGCAUCUAUGGUUUGAAGGGAAGGAGACGGAACAGAACUGGAUGAAGCGCGAACAGAGCAUAACAAAACUCAGAAGCCUCAUUGCCGGUAACGCCGUGACGGACUUCCAGCAGCCUUUUCUCUCGGGCUGCAGGGGCUUGCUGGAUGGUAUCAUCAAGGCAAUUGUCUCGUUGAGAACAAGUCUGUCCAAGGAGGGCACCAGUCUUGUCCAGGACCUCGCAACCACCUAUGGCCCUGGUAUUGAUCCCAUGGUCGAGCUGCUUAUGCAGACUUUCGUCAAACUAUCGGCUGCGACCAAGAAGAUCAGCUCGCAACAGGCAAACGCCACGAUCGACACUAUUAUCAGCAAGGUCACGUAUAACAGCCGCCUUAUGCAACAUAUCUGGGGCGCAUGCCAGGACAAGAAUGUACAGCCGAGGACUUAUGCCAGCGGUUGGCUCAAAACCCUGCUCAAGAAAGAAGCACAUCACAAGAGUCACGUUGAGCACACCGGGGGCCUCGACGUUAUCGAGAAGUGCAUUAAGAAGGGCCUGAACGAUGCCAACCCUGGCGUCAGGGAGAAGAUGCGGUCCACAUACUGGGUCUUUGCUGGGAUAUGGCCCGCUAGAGCCGAAGCUAUCAUGGACACGUUGGACUCAACGGCGCAGAAGCUGCUCCAAAAAGACCCGAACAACCCCAACUCCCCUAAGAAGGCCGAGGGUGCUGUUAGGCCGGGUCUCGGAUUGUCGAAGAGCACUAUGGGUGGCUCAAAGCCGUCUCUGAGAGAAACGAUGUUGGCCCAGAAGAAGGCGCUGGCAACCAAAAACUUACCUGCACGACCCGGAUCCGCCAUGUCUCACUUUUCUCCAGUGCGAACGGCAUCAAACACCUCCAGUGCCUCUACCACCUCUACUGCGGCCCAACCAACUAGGAAGCGCGGCGAGGGUACCGUUGCAGUCGGUGGACAUGGGCUUUCUGUGGCCCCCAUGCGCCCAACAAGGAAGCGGCCUGAGAUGGCAGCGAGGCCGGCAACGGCAGGCCCAUACUCAGUACGCACGCAUGAUGGGCCGUCAGCGGAACAACACAGCCCUCCGGAGGCCACGCGGUCGAAGGCUGUGACACCUCGCGUUGCGAUGGCAGGAUCACCCAAGCGCACCGCUCAGAGACCGCGACCGGGUCAUGCUGCUACCGCCAGCGAGUCGAGCCUCCCGAGCCCGUCAAGGGCAACUCACGCUCCAAAGGUGGCCGCCUCGCCGACUGUAGCACCCUCGCCACGUAGCAGCCCUGCCAGAUCAUCAAAGCCGACGCCGCUGCGCGCUGCUGAUAUGAGCAGCCCUUCCAAGGCAAAUGAAGAUUUUACCCUGGUAGUACCUACCAUCGCGAACCUCAAGAGCUCACCACCCAAGGAAGCGUCAGCGUCUCCAGCACCGAUCGACGCGGCUGACGAGGUGGCGACUCCGCAACCUGCCAAGCCCAUACUGGAGCUCGAGGAGGCCACCACCCCUCAAGAGACACCGUCAAAGACUUUGAAAGUGUAUGAAGAUCCAUUCACCGAUAGCCAGCAGCCGACCCCGAAACCGGUUGUCAUUGGGAAUGUCCUGGAAGACAAGCCCGUCAACGAGGAUGCUGCAAACCUGGUGCGCAGCGCCGACAUGACGGCCGACGCCGCUCGGAACGGCACGCUGUCUCCCGAGAAGGCUAAGCAGAACUCUCGCCUUCUUGAGAGCGGCAUUGCCAAGGUCAAGAGCCAGUCUCUGGAUGUGCAUGGCUUCCGCAAGCUUCAGGGCAUCAUCCGCGAUAACAAAGCCCCCAUCACUGAUGACAAGUUUGAGGCGCUUCUGGUCGGGCUGUUCGAGUACCUCGAGGCCCCACUAGAAGACUUGGCGCCCGAGAAGGUCCAGGACGUCAAGGCACAGAUACUGGCUACCGUCCGCUUGAUGCUGAAGAAGACCAGGGAGAACUUCCAGCCGCACGUGUCUCGCGGCCUAGAGGCGCUGCUGGAGGCACGCGCGAGCUACGACUCGCGCACCCAUAUCGUCUCGGGCCUCGAGCUGCUAGCCGACGAGCUCGUCACGCUGGGCGACUCGUCGGAGAUUGCGCACGUCCUGAGCGGGAGGAUGCAGAAGACCAAUAUGGACGCCAGGGGCUGCCGGAGCCUGAGCAUGGGCCUGCACGUGCUCAAGGAGAUGAUCGAGGCGAGGCCCUCCUUCCAGCCGAGCGAGUCGGAGCUCAGCCUGCUGGGCGGUGUGACGGGCAGGUGCCUCGAGAGCCAGGAGUCCGGGGUGAGAAUGGAUGCGGUGCAGCUGUGCGUCUCGCUGCACGCGAGGCUCGGGGACGCCAAGUUCUGGGAGCUCAUCCGGGGUGUCAAGGACGACCCCAAGAGCCUGAUCACGUACUACAUUGUGAAGAGGCAGCGUGAGGCAGGAAAGGCGUAA